CACUCUACCGCUGUCCGCUGCCCACCGCGUGCGCUGCGCUCCCGUGCGGCACUGCCGGCGGCGCGACCCCGCGCCCAUUGGACGAGCUUCCGCCCCGCCCCGAUCGAUCCCGCCGCCAUGUCGUCGGCGGCCGUGUCGUCCUCUUCCUCCACCUUCUUCCUCGCGCUCGCCUCCGCCUCCCCCGGGGGCCGCAGGCGGGCUAGGGUCGGCUCCUCGCCGUUCCACACCGGCGCCAGCCUGAGUUUCGCGUUCUGGGCGCCACCGUCGCCGCCGCGCGCGCCCCGGGACGCAGCGCUGGUGCGCGCUGAGGCUGAGGCCGGGGGCAAGGACGCGCCGCCGGAGAGGAGCGGCGACGCCGCCAGGUUGCCCCGCGCUCGGCGCAAUGCGGUCUCCAAACGGAGGGAUCCUCUUCAGCCGGUCGGCCGGUACGGCUCCGCGACGGGAAACACGGCCAGGACCGGCGCCGCGUCCUGCCAGAACGCCGCAUUGGCGGACGUUGAGAUCAAGUCCAUCGUCGCCGCGCCGCCGACGAGCAUAGUGAAGUUCCCAGCGCCGGGCUACAGGAUGAUCCUUCCCUCUGGGGACAUAGCGCCGGAGACUGUCCUCCCAGCCCCGAAGCCACUGCAUGAAUCGCCUGCGGUUGACGGAGAUUCAAAUGGAAUUGCACCUCCUACAGUUGAGCCAUUAGUACAGGAGGCCACUUGGGAUUUCAAGAAAUACAUCGGUUUUGACGAGCCUGACGAAGCGAAGGAUGAUUCCAGGGUUGGUGCAGAUGAUGCUGGUUCUUUUGAACAUUAUGGGGACAAUGAUUCUGGGCCUUUGGCCGGGGAGAAUGUUAUGAACGUGAUCGUGGUGGCUGCUGAAUGUUCUCCAUGGUGCAAAACAGGUGGUCUUGGAGAUGUUGUGGGAGCUUUACCCAAGGCUUUAGCGAGAAGAGGACAUCGUGUUAUGGUUGUGGUACCAAGGUAUGGGGACUAUGUGGAAGCCUUUGAUAUGGGAAUCCGGAAAUACUACAAAGCUGCAGGACAGGACCUAGAAGUGAACUAUUUCCAUGCAUUUAUUGAUGGAGUCGACUUUGUGUUCAUUGAUGCCCCUCUUUUCCGGCACCGUCAAGAUGACAUAUAUGGGGGAAGUAGGCAGGAAAUCAUGAAGCGCAUGAUUUUGUUUUGCAAGGUUGCUGUUGAGGUUCCUUGGCACGUUCCAUGCGGUGGUGUGUGCUACGGAGAUGGAAAUUUGGUGUUCAUUGCCAAUGAUUGGCACACUGCACUCCUGCCUGUUUAUCUGAAGGCAUAUUACAGAGACCAUGGGUUAAUGCAGUACACUCGCUCCGUCCUCGUCAUACAUAACAUCGCCCACCAGGGCCGUGGUCCUGUAGAUGAAUUCCCGUACAUGGACUUGCCUGAACACUACCUUCAACAUUUCGAGCUGUACGAUCCCGUCGGUGGCGAGCACGCCAACAUCUUUGCCGCGGGUCUGAAGAUGGCAGACCGGGUGGUGACUGUCAGCCGCGGCUACCUGUGGGAGCUGAAGACAGUGGAAGGCGGCUGGGGCCUCCACGACAUCAUCCGUUCUAACGACUGGAAGAUCAAUGGCAUCGUGAACGGCAUCGACCACCAGGAGUGGAACCCCAAGGUGGACGUGCACCUGCGGUCGGACGGCUACACCAACUACUCCCUCGAGACACUCGACGCUGGAAAGCGGCAGUGCAAGGCGGCCCUGCAGCGGGAGCUGGGCCUGGAAGUGCGCGACGACGUGCCGCUGCUCGGCUUCAUCGGGCGUCUGGAUGGACAGAAGGGCGUGGACAUCAUCGGGGACGCGAUGCCGUGGAUCGCGGGGCAGGACGUGCAGCUGGUGAUGCUGGGCACCGGGCGCGCCGACCUGGAACGAAUGCUGCAGCACUUGGAGCGGGAGCAUCCCAACAAGGUGCGCGGGUGGGUCGGGUUCUCGGUGCCUAUGGCGCAUCGCAUCACGGCGGGCGCCGACGUGCUGGUGAUGCCCUCCCGCUUCGAGCCCUGCGGGCUGAACCAGCUCUACGCGAUGGCAUACGGCACCGUCCCUGUGGUGCACGCCGUGGGCGGGCUCAGGGACACCGUGGCGCCGUUCGACCCGUUCAGCGACGCCGGGCUCGGGUGGACUUUUGACCGCGCCGAGGCCAACAAGCUGAUCGAGGCGCUCAGGCACUGCCUCGACACGUACCGGAACUACGAGGAGAGCUGGAAGAGUCUCCAGGCGCGCGGCAUGUCGCAGGACCUCAGCUGGGACCACGCGGCUGAGCUCUACGAGGACGUCCUUGUCAAGGCCAAGUACCAGUGGUGAACCCUCCGCCCUCCGCAUCAAUAUCUUCGGUUUGAUCCCAUUGUACAUCGCGCGUUUGACGGUCUCGGUGAAGAACUUCAUAUGCAGUGACGCGCCGCUGGGGUCGGUAGCAGUACUAUGGGAUUGCAUUGAGCUGUGUCACUAUGUGCUUUCGACAGGACAGUAGUGAAGGUUGUAUGCAAGUUUAUUUUUUUUUUCAUUACUGAUAUUUGGAAUGUCAACACAAUAAAUGAAGCUACUAUGUGUUUCGUAAGUAUAAUGUUACUUAUUUAGGUGAUACUUCAUUC
Messenger RNA from Zea mays, 2603 nucleotides. RefSeq names its product soluble starch synthase 2-3, chloroplastic/amyloplastic. The transcript is spliced from 9 exons. The coding region runs from base 118 to 2316 and encodes 732 amino acids. NCBI's taxonomy places the organism in Eukaryota, Viridiplantae, Streptophyta, Magnoliopsida, Poales, Poaceae. Gene Ontology annotation, molecular function: alpha-1,4-glucan glucosyltransferase (UDP-glucose donor) activity. The record is from RefSeq and is marked provisional.